Messenger RNA from Puccinia triticina, 216 nucleotides. RefSeq lists its product as uncharacterized. NCBI's taxonomy places the organism in Eukaryota, Fungi, Basidiomycota, Pucciniomycetes, Pucciniales, Pucciniaceae. The coding region runs from base 1 to 216 and encodes 71 amino acids. The transcript has 2 exons. The record is from RefSeq and is a predicted model, not a curated record.
AUGGCCGAGCUGGACCAGAACGACUUCUCUAAUUCAAGGUUGACUGAAGGCACACUGCUUUCGAAGGACGAGAUGACUGCUGCUAUUAUUUCCGAUCGAGGGACCCCACCAGAGGGCUUACUUACCACCGACGCCGAGCCGGCUGGCCCACGGAGCAGCCACCGGGACUCCGAAGACACCCACAGACCCACCCCAACCUACAACUACACAAGAUAG